Molecule: messenger RNA, 630 nt
Organism: Lasiodiplodia theobromae
Lineage: Eukaryota; Fungi; Ascomycota; Dothideomycetes; Botryosphaeriales; Botryosphaeriaceae
Exons: 1
Coding region: 1-630 (209 amino acids)
Source: RefSeq, a predicted model, not a curated record
AUGGGCUCCGCAACUAUCGCAAUGGAUGGCAUCCCCUCCAUCGACGAGGUCCUCGAGCAACACCAAACCACCACCACCGACACCACCAAGACCCCCGCAUCCCCGACCUACCAAACCGUCGAAACCAUCCACGUCCCCGCUCUGCCGCCUGCCACCGCCGCGCCGCCGCUGCCGCCGCGCGCCUGGGCCAAGCACAGCCGCUACUACUCUUCGUCUUCUGCCUUGACUAACCCUACCUCCAACUCGUCUUCCGCUUCCUCGACCUCACUAGCCUACACCAACCAGCCCUCGGCCAUGGCCAACCCGGUCGACGACGAGACGGUGCCGCGGACGCGCAGCCGCCCGCGCUCGCGCUCCCUCUUCUCCUUCCGCUCGCGCUCGUCGUCGACGUCGAGCGGCAGCCGCACGAGCCUGGACUACGGCGACGACGACUUCGACGAGGACGCCAUGGUCGCCGCGGCCCGGAAGGGCAGCAGCCUGAAGAAGCGCAUGGCCGGCGCCGGGAGGAGCAGGAGCAGGACUAAUAGCGUGCACGCCGCCGCUGUGCUGCCUGCUGUGCUGGUGCUGAGCGCGGAGUGCUUCACGCCCGGGCGUGAGGUGGGCGCUGGCGCUGCUGAGCAGGGAAAGUGA